Messenger RNA from Colletotrichum graminicola M1.001, 555 nucleotides. Its product is annotated as Cnl2/NKP2 family protein. NCBI's taxonomy places the organism in Eukaryota, Fungi, Ascomycota, Sordariomycetes, Glomerellales, Glomerellaceae. Gene Ontology annotation, biological process: chromosome segregation. The transcript has 2 exons. Gene Ontology annotation, cellular component: kinetochore; Mis6-Sim4 complex. Bases 1 to 555 code for a protein of 184 amino acids. The record is from RefSeq and is a predicted model, not a curated record.
AUGGCACCCACCGAGUCCGCCAUUUUGCACAAUUACCUGACUUCCCCGGCCCAGCUACCCUCCGCCAUCACACUCGAGGAGUUCACCGAACUCUUCCCCAAGGCGCACCGCGCCAACCCGCAAAUCCGCUCUCUGUACCGCGAUUUGCAGCACCAGAGGAGAGUGCUUGUCGACACAGUUACAGAAAACAUCACAGCCGAGGAGAAACGCGGGAGGGCCAUCAAGCGCGAGAUUGCCCGUGCCCGAAUCCGCGCGGCAGACGAGGAUGCCGACCUCGAGCUUGAGAUUGAAAGAGCUCUUUUUGGCUCGAUGGGGGCGCAAGACGCCAAACACACUCUGAACUCUAUCGUCCCAGAGAUGGAUGUGGCCAUAGCCGAUCUCGAAGCAGAGAUCCAGAAGCUCGAGGCACAGGAAGCGACCUUGCUGGACUCAAUCAAACAGACAGUCGGCACCAUGAGUGAUCUGCGCUACGGGCGUCUUUCCAACCCCAAACUCAAGGAAGACGUUAUUCAAGGUCUCAAAAGCGUACAAGAGGCGUGCGACGGAAAAAGUUGA